Molecule: messenger RNA, 1239 nt
Organism: Chlamydomonas reinhardtii
Lineage: Eukaryota; Viridiplantae; Chlorophyta; Chlorophyceae; Chlamydomonadales; Chlamydomonadaceae
Exons: 6
Coding region: 28-276 (82 amino acids)
Source: RefSeq, a predicted model, not a curated record
UCAUCAUAUGCAGCAUAGUUAGGAAAGAUGGAUAAAAUAUUCAAGGAGGUGUCGGUGAAGAAGCUAUACAAGGACUGUAUGUUCUUAGCGAAAUACUUCGGGCGGCGACAAGGAAACGAGGCAGUCCUGAUGGGGCAAGUGCGGCAACAGUUUAAGGCGAACAUGCACGAGCUUGACGACGACAAGAUUAGGGAGCAGAAGGAGGCGGCCAUCCGCGCGCUGCACAACAUGCACCUACUAGAAGCCGACCGCUACGUGCGGGACAAGAAGACGUGAGCGAUGUGAUGGAUGGCAGGGGCUGCGCCGACCCGAGGAGAAGGAGGGGGACGUGCGCACCCAUCCCCGACCUCUCCAGCACCUUGCCUGCGAUGGCGUGCACCGGCUGGGUGACAGACGCCUGCUGGGUGACAGACACCUGCUGUCGCUUCGGUGGCGAGAUCCGGGCUGUGCUCCGGUGCUGGUGAAAGCCGGGGGUGGCGCUAUUGCUGCGGUGCGGCCCCAAGCCUCAGCCCAAGCCUGGUCUCAUAAGGCUGCGAUGCAGAGGGUGGGCAGAGGCAUAGGGAGGGUGGGAGCACGGGGCUGCUAGGAAGCUACCACGAGAACGGCGGGGGUGUGGCGUGCAAGCCCGGGUACCGUAAUGCUGUAGCGCUGAGGCUGCUGACGAAGCAUGGAGGAAGGGCGUCGCCGUGCGGUUGCUUCAGAGUUAGAGGUUCGCUGAUGUUGCUACGGAUGUGGGCAUGAGGUUGCCGCAUGGAGGCAAAGCACGUGCGACUGUGUGAGAACGCAAAUGCCGCGCUGGGACGGGGGAUGGGGGCGGGCCUACCGAGCUGAACGAACGAGACUAACUGCCGUGUUAGUUCAUGGUGGCGGCAUCUCCGCUGCCCCUGGUGGUAGGAUUGUAGCCUUGUAGGAGCAUCACUGAGGGCUGAGGCCUGACGGAGGGGCAUGACGUACCGUAUAACCGUAACCACUUCCCCCUGGCGCUGGUGCCGACGUGCCGUAGGGCAGGGAAUCCAGGGGUUAUCGAGAAUGCCCGCAAGACAAACAAUGCGAUGCCAAGAAAGCCCGCGAGCACAACGUUUGAGAGGCCUGGAGGCUUGCACAGCAGGACAGGGGUGCCGUGUCGUGGGGCUUUUAGUGAUGCCGAUUGCAAUGGUGUUAAUGCCAGUGGUCUGCUGCGGCCCGGCCGCCUGGCUGGCUGCGCACAAUAUGGCAUCUCGGAAGUCGGAACAGGAACAC